UUGGUAAUGUUCUUAAAAAAGCUGGGGUGGUAGCGUUAUCAAUUUACCACAAUUUAACAUUAAAAGUUAGAAAUUACUCAAUUAAAUACCAUGGGCCGAUCCAGAUCAAGAAGUAAAUCACCGAGACGACACCAUAAAAGCAGUAAACAUUCACGUAAGAAAAGUCGGUCUAAAGAUCGUUCUUCAUCCAGAAGCAGGAAUUCAAAACAUGUUGAAAAAUCUAAGGAAAGAAGUUCCAAAUCAAGAAAACGGUCACGCUCAGCUUCAACAUCUAGCACAAGUGAUGCAUCAUAUGAUGGCAGCAGAAGAAAGAAAUCAAAGGGACGCAGCAAAAUGGACGAAGUCGAUCGGCUUGCUGAAAUGGAGAGGCAAAGACGUGUUAGAGAAGCUGAACAAAAGGAACCCCUGCCAGGCACAAGAUCUGCUACUACGCCCUCUAAAAUACUAAAGGUGGUUGAAGAAGAAGCCGCAAAAAGGAUAGAGUUACUUGUGAAGAAAAGAGUCGAAGAGGAAUUAGAAAAACGCAAAGAAGAAAUAGAACAGGAGGUGGCGAAAAGAGUGGAGGAAGCUAAACGCAAGAUGGAAAUAGAAAUGAUGCAAGAGCUUGAGCGACAAAGAGAACAGCAGCGGCGCGAGGAGCUUGCUAGACAGGAGGAAGAAGCUCGUAAAAGGAAAGAGCUGGAGGAUAUCAUGGCGGAAAAUAACAAAAAAAUUGAAGAGGCACAACGAAAGUUGGCGGAAGAGAGGUUAGCAAUGAUAGAGGAGCAAAGAAAAAUGGAUGAAGAGAGACAGAAGUUGAAAAAAGAACAAGAAAAGAGAGUUAAGGAAGAACAAAAGAAAAUAUUGGGCAAAAAUAAUUCAAGACCUAAAUUGUCUUUCUCGUUGAAACCUCUUUCAUGAGUGGAUAGUGUACAAAUGGUAAUGUGAAAUGAACUAUACACACAGGACCAUGGGAAAUAUGUAUAUAAUUGUUCCUUUUAUGAAUUUGACAACAAAUAUUUCUCAAAUAAUUAUAACUAUGAAGACAAAAGAAACAGUUGACAAAGUUUGAUACAUGAAAUUGUUUAAAUUUGCCUUAAAAUUACAAUAGCUAGAAAAAAGUCCGUAGACUUAACAUAAGAUUUGCUCAUUUACAAUAGAUUUAACAUUUUUUUUCAAAUUCGAUAGUAAAGUGAGUGACGCUAGUUGAUAAUAGAUAAAAUUUAUUGAUCAUUGAAGAAUAGCUAAUAAUUAUAAGAAUUUGGUAAAAAAUACAAUUUAACAAAUGCAAAAAUUGCAAAUUUAUCUAGCCCCAUGGUCAAAGUUAAAGCAGCCCCUGACAGAACUAAUAGCAAUAACAGCAUCACUGACUGGGCUAGAUUAAUUUGUGAAAUUAUAAGGUGAAACAAUAUUAUGUCAAGUCAGCUACAGUUUUACAGUUAAAGUAAAAUUCAUAUUGUGAAAUUGAAAUGAUUGGCUUACAUUGCACGUUGGAAGAUUCAUUAAAUGUGUUUCAAAUCCAGGAUUUCUAAACACCAUGUUAGCGGAAUUAGAGGUUUGUUCAAUGUAUUGUGAGUACAUAGAAUAAUAUAGAUAAGGGAAUAUUUGUGUCAAUUUAUCAGAUUUUUUUAAUAACUCCACACGUUUUAUGUGGCAAUAAGUGCUUUAUAUUUUAUAGUAUGAAAUAAACACACCAAUAUAUAUUUAAUACUUGAAUUUCCAACAAUAUUAUGAUAAAAAAACGAUUUUUUAUACUUUCUUAGAUAUAAAACUACCCAAUUACCUAACCUCAUCGUACUAAACGUUUUUCUUAAGAUAGUGUUCUACAUAUUGGCAAAUUUUCUUUGGAUCAAAACAUUAACAAAUAUUUCAUGUUGUGUAACAAGAAAUUUGUUAUUUUAUUAUUUUUUCUGAUACUGAUGUAUGU
Messenger RNA from Papilio xuthus (Asian swallowtail), 1906 nucleotides. RefSeq names its product Arginine and glutamate rich 1 (gene Arglu1). The record is from RefSeq and is a predicted model, not a curated record. The transcript is spliced from 6 exons. NCBI's taxonomy places the organism in Eukaryota, Metazoa, Arthropoda, Insecta, Lepidoptera, Papilionidae. Gene Ontology annotation, cellular component: mitochondrion; nucleoplasm. Gene Ontology annotation, molecular function: cadherin binding. The coding region runs from base 91 to 900 and encodes 269 amino acids.